Messenger RNA from Helianthus annuus (common sunflower), 5013 nucleotides. RefSeq lists its product as uncharacterized. Bases 159 to 2978 code for a protein of 939 amino acids. The record is from RefSeq and is a predicted model, not a curated record. NCBI's taxonomy places the organism in Eukaryota, Viridiplantae, Streptophyta, Magnoliopsida, Asterales, Asteraceae. The transcript has 2 exons.
GAGCCCAGGCCCAAGCGUAUAAACCCUAGAAAUUAUAUUAGGGCAUUACAAAACCAAUCUGGUUUACACGUUUUGUGCCCCAGCAGCAGUAGCAGCCUUCUCCGCCCGAACUGCAAUCCAAGCUGCUUAGGGUGAGGAUCCACCCUACAAUUCAACAAAUGGCACCGAAAGUGAAGAAGGAACGGGCAAAACCAACUAAGAGAGAAAAGUCCGAAGUUGAAUCUAUGUCCGAGCCAAGACAUAACAUGGCCGCGUAUUUGCAACCGGAAGGCAAAGUUAGUCCGGAAUUCGAUGGGAUAAUGGAGUAUCUUCACCGGGCACGAAUCAACUACGCCAUUACUACUCAACACACCGCUUACCAGUCUCAGAUCAAGGAAUUCUGGAAUUCUGCUGUGGUUGAAACAGUGGAUAAUCAAGAAGUGAUAAGAGGAUUCGUUACUGAGAAACCCGUGGUGAUCACCGAGAACACCAUCAGAGCGCGUUUGCAAUUGGGAGAUCAACCAGAAGAUUCGACUUCUAUUGAUUUACAGUGUCAGCGUGGUUUAUUGAUGAGGCUAUGUUACUCCGAUAAUGUGCUAGCAAAUCAGAUAAACAAAGGGUCCAUGCCGUUACGAUACAAGUUCUUAUUGCAUAUUCUUAUUCACUGCCUGAGCAACAAACGGUCUGGAUACGAUCUGUCGCCUAUUGAAUUGACGGGAUUGUUUACGGCUUUAAUUCUGAACAAGCCGUUCAACAUAUCACGUUACAUCUUUGACAAUCUGAAAGAGAAUGCCCGCAGGCCACUUCCAUCAGCAAAUCAACGGACGUCAACCAAGUUUUGGUUAUAUCCAAGAUUCUUGCAAAUGAUGAUAGAUGAUCAGAUUCCGGAUCUUCCCAAGGUUGAAGCAGAUGUUCUUCCAGUUAAUCCGAUGAACGAGCGUACAUUGCUGAUCUUCAAGUCUAUGUCUAAGUACAAGGAAUCCGAUCCAGUCAGAAAGCUUAUUGGUCACCUCGAUGUUCCGACCUACGAGGCUCCACAGAACAACAAGUGGCGUCGAGAUGCAAGUGAUUCUGAUGACGAAGAGCCUAGGUUAAUUGCGUUAGCUAACACACAACUCGGGGCUAAGCACGGAAUUAAAGUAUCGAGCAGGAAGUCUGCUGGAAGUUCCAUUGCGGCAACACAUGUUGAAGUUGAUGUGAAUGUUGCUGCGGAAGAAGUCCAAGGAGUGUUCAUCGAAUCUGAUGUCCGUAGUGAUAUUGGUGGUACUGUAGUUGGAGAUACAGGUGGUAGUGCAGGUGGAUAUGGUGGUCCUGCAAGUCGGUCAGGCGAUGAUACGACCGACAAAGGUAAAGGUAAGGUGGACGAGCCGAGGAAGUUGGUGAAUGAAAGCAGUUCGUCUUCUGAUGAUGAAGGAGGUUCUGGUGAUGGUGAUUCGUCUUCUGAGGAUGAUAAUCAUCCUCCUCCAGGGAUGCGAAAGGCUUAUGAUCAGCGUGGGAAUUUUCGUGGCUUUGAACGAAUAGAGAAACCGGUUAGAACCGCAGAAUCUGACAAAGAUGAGGAUUAUAUCCCUGCUGCUCCUCGUUUGAUUAGAAAGAGGAAAGCAAGAAGACAGGGUAUUCGUGCUUCAAAGAAAUCAAAGGACGGAUCAGGGUCAAUAGGUGAAACUGCUGGCGAUGCCCCUAUACCUGUUUCUAUCCAGCAUUCAACGCCUCCAGAGCAUCAGCUACCACCUGUCAGUGAUCAAUUGACUACAUCAGAGAUGCUGGAGCUGGUCUUUUCUCCUCAGACGUCUUCUGGGACACGCACGGCGACUGUUGAUCAACAGCCGCCUGCAACUCUCGUCUCAGGUACACACGUACGGCCUCCUCUUGUUAUUACUGGUCCAACAGGUACUUCCGGUCCAGCUGGUCAGUCUGGUUCCUCAGGACCUGAGCCUUCACGGCCGACUCUAGCAGAAACAUUGUCUAGUUUGUCUGAAGCUGAGAAAAUUCACUUCCUGAUCGAACAAAUCAGUGAAUUGGGUAACUUAGUCGUUCGGAAUACUAGAAAGAUCGAAGAGUAUCGUGUACAACGAACACAGGAUGUGGUGGCACACAACAAGCUAGUCUCUAUCGUUGAUGUUCAAAAUCUUAAGAUAAAAGAACAAGCUCUAGAGAUUGAAAGGCUGAAAGAAGCAAACAGGGCUCGUGAUAGGGAAGUUGAGAUAAUGAAAGGGCAUAGCACUGUGUUAGAGCGUGAGGCAAAAGUGUUAAAGCAGAAGCAUGAAGAGCUGUCGGAGCGCUAUAAAAAUCGUGAUGAUCGCUUAAUAGAAGCCUUCAAGCCUGUUCAUGCAAACUUCAAGAAAAUUAAUCACAAAGUAGGUACGCUUUGGAAUGAAAGGUGCAACGCUUUAGGCAUCGUUCCCUCAAAGCGUGGCGAUGACAAAGACGAUGAUGAAGCAAAUCCUGAUCAACCAGCUGCCUCAGGUUCCGGUGCAACUGCAUCCGGUGCUGCAGGUGGGUCUGGUACGUCUCAAGAUGCUCCUACUGCUCUUCCAACAGCUACUACUGGUCCGUCUGAGCAGACUGAAUCUUUGGAAGCUUCGGCAGGGUUUGAACAUGUUAGUCUUGAACCGGAAGCGUUUGCCGACCUCCCUGAAUCCUCAACUGUUCAACAGUAUCAUCCAGUCACGGGUGAACUAUUAGAAGAGGGAGAACAUGUUACAGAGAUGUCUGAUGAACGUGUACUAGCUCUGAAGGAAUUGGAUGAAGUUGAUUUGAAGAUGAUUGAUGCUACUCCGUUAGUUCCGGACGAAACCGAUUUCUCUAUGAUUGAUGAAAUCUUCAUCGGUUCGGAUCCGGAACGUCCUGUUUAUGUUGGUCAAGAUAAUGCGGAGUUUAAUGCUCUUGAUGAUGAGUUUGUGGCGGCGAAGACAGCAGAAUUUGCUAAUCUUUCUUCAGAUUCUCCUACAGCUCAAGAAACCCGUGAGAAGACCGUGAACGAAUGGCGAGCUCCGUAGUGGCCGGAUGAGGGGGAGUAGUGGCCGGAGGAGGGGGAGUUGCUCGUUUCGGAGGGAGAGGCGGAAUGAAUUUGUUACGGGGUUCUCUGAGUGCACUUUUCUUCUGCCUCAAGAGUGGGAUGGUGAACCUCAUGGUUGGUUGUGGAAGAUGAGAAGUCUGUGGAGAAGAAGAAGAUAACAAUGCCUUCUUUAUAUAAGCUCCACAUUUUCACGAAAUUGGAAAUACGAUCAUCCAUAUGUUUUCUUGGUUGAAUUUCUUGUAGAUGACAUAAAUACAUGUUACUAUGAUAUUAAUGUCCAUGAACCUGCGUCCCAGAAUUGAUUUUCAUAUUGUUAUAAGCUCAACCCCAGCCAGGGGCUCUGCCCCUUGGACCCCGCCAGGGGCUGCCGCCCCUGGGACCCCGCUACCAGGGGCUGCCGCCCCCGGACCCCCGCCAAGAUCGUAAAACGCAAUGACUAAAUAAAAACCCGGAUCGUGAAAAUGAAAUUAAAGAAUUUCUUGCAUGGAUCGAAGCCGGGUUCUUCAUCAAUUGAUGAAAUUUGAAUGAUAGAAACACUUAUCAGCGAUUGAAUCGAACAAAUCGAGUGAUUAUCUUCAAAAUCACCAGAAAAAAUGAGAUUUUGAAUGAAAUUAAACUGGGUUUUCUUCGAAAAAAGCUGAAGAACACGUUGAUCGGGUGGUUGAAUCAUUGAUUGAUGACGAAAAUCACACUAUAAUGUAGUGAUUAUUGAGAUAGUAAGUGAAGAAAAGGUUGGAGAUUGUGGGUUUUGAAAAUGGUGAGUUUUGAAGUAACUAGGGAGAAGAAGGAAGAAGAAAUGAUGAGAUUGACUAAAAUACCCUUUCUCUUUAUUUUAAAAUUUGCCACAUGUCAUAAUCCUAUGGCUUCCUAUCCUUCCUAGCCAAAAUUAACUUUCUAUUUGAUCUUUUCCCUUGCUUUUAUAUAAAAACAAAGUAAAAACAUUAGAUGUUGCUAGAUGACAAAUAAAAAAUACUUAAUGAGUCCUGCCUAAACGUAACUUACAGAAAUAAAUUCAAACUAGUGGGUUCUCAUCGUGCUAUGAAGCGGGUUUAAAACGUAGAUAUAAAUAAGCAAAUUGAUACUAACUAACAUGCGAAUGAAUAAAAGCGACCAAAAUUUAUGACUAACAAAAGUGUUGCAAUAUCAGCGACUGAAACAAACUGGUUUGGUUGGAAAAACGAAUACUAAUUAAAUAGAAAAACAAUUUAAUGUUUAAACAUUAUGUCGUUUUAAUUUAAUUUUAAGUUUAUCAAAUUUAAAAUAAAAUUAUUUCUUCUCAGAUAAAAUUUUUUUACAUAUAUCAUAGUGUAUUAAAGGUAAGAGAAUUCUAAAUUAUAUAAUUUAAUUUGUUAUAUUAAAAUAAAAAUUAUUUGUCUAAAAUGUUACAAAUUCGGGGCAUCUCAUACGUUGAAGUUACUCUUUAGCAAUAGUUGUUAAACUGAAAAUUGAAGUUACUCUUAGCAAUAUAGUUGUUAAACUGAAUAUUACAAACAUUCUCAACGGAAACAUCAAAUCUAUCAUUCAAAAACUAUAAUACAACCAUAAUUCAAAGUUCCCUAGACAAAAUAUAACAUAACUUCAAUGCCAUCGCUAUCCAAAGAAGCUCUCUAGCAACCUAAAUAUUAAAUUGAUGUGUAUAUUAAAAGUCAGCUACGUUACGUUGACUUAAUUCCCGCUAAAUAGAACAUUUUAAAACAUUAAUUAUACAUUUUUGUUACCGUUACAUGCUUUACAUAACAUACUUUAACAUUAGCCUUUAUGCUUAAAAUUAAUGUUACAUUCACCAAUAAGCGGUCUAUACAACUAUUGAUAACCCCCGAGGUCACUACCCUAUGAUUGCAGCCUUAGAGGUAACUGUCUAUACUAGCUCCUCACGCGCCAGGUUCGCGACCAUGGACCACACGACAAUACUCGCAACUCCGAAGGUAACUACCCUGUAACAUAAAUCAUUUAUUUAACCAUACAUUUCAGUAUAAAUGUUAGUUUACAACCCUGUGGUCAGACCCCAAAAUCAC